Molecule: messenger RNA, 1746 nt
Organism: Saxophila tyrrhenica
Lineage: Eukaryota; Fungi; Ascomycota; Dothideomycetes; Mycosphaerellales; Extremaceae
Gene: ALG10
Product: glucosyltransferase
Exons: 2
Coding region: 1-1746 (581 amino acids)
Biological process (GO): protein N-linked glycosylation; dolichol-linked oligosaccharide biosynthetic process
Cellular component (GO): endoplasmic reticulum
Molecular function (GO): dolichyl pyrophosphate Glc2Man9GlcNAc2 alpha-1,2-glucosyltransferase activity
Source: RefSeq, a predicted model, not a curated record
AUGGCGCUUCCAGCAGCGCAGUCACUCCCUUUGCUCGCGUGGUCCAAGCUGGUCAACGACGCCGUCACAGAACCGUACCUGGACGAAGUCUUUCAUGUUCGCCAAGCGCAGAAUUAUUGCCAGAACCGCUUCGAUGUCUGGGAUCCAAAGAUCACGACCCCACCUGGUCUCUAUCUGCUUUCGUACAUUGUCUCGCCAGUCGUGGGAUGCGACAUCUUCUGGCUUCGAAGUUUGAACGUGUUCUGCCUUGUCGCACUACAGGCUGUGGUGACAUGGACAUACCCUCUACGCAAACCGGGCGGCUAUGAUCACUGGGCUUCUCAGCACAGUGCACUAAAUGUGACACUCUUUCCUCCGCUGUUCUUCUUUGCGGCGUUGUACUACACGGAUGUACCUUCGACAUUAUCCGUCCUGAUAUUCUACUGGUUAUUUCUACACUUCAGCGGCCCCAGAAAGUUUUCACCGCUACGGACGCCUGCACUGGUGCUUUCAGGCAUCAGCAGCCUGUUCUUCCGGCAGACGAACAUCUUCUGGGUGGCCAUCUUUCCAGCGGGAUUGGUGCUAGUGAACGAGCUAGACCGCGCUCAUGAUGCCGUCAAAAACUCGAUGUACAGACGGGAAGAAGGUUUUGGAGAUACGUGGACGAGCAUCGUCCGGACCAGCUGGAAGAUGAGCGCUGUCUACGACCCAGCGGUCAGGAAUGCUUCCAUCAGCGGUACAAACCUUCCUUCCCUUCAAGCCUUACAGUAUUCUAACACGCAACCAGACUACGGCAAAACAGCCAUCUCCAUCGCCACACUCUGCCUCAAACUCCCCACCCACCCCACCCGCCUCGCCCACACCCUCCAAGCCCUCCUACCCUACAUCAUCACAACCCUCACCUUCACCAUCCUCAUCCACUUCAACGGCUCCGUCGUCCUGGGCGACAAAUCUAACCACACCGCCACCCUCCACCUCCCGCAACUCCUCUACCUCUGGCCCUACCUCACCUUCUUCUCCUGGCCCCUGCUCUACCCCUACCUCCUCACCAUCCCCUUCGGCCUCUUCGCCCAGCUCCCCGCCGUCGCCACGCUGGAGGCGAUGCUCAUGUUCAAGCGCCGGCGCUUGGGGCCGCAGUACUGGCUCCUGGGGAUUUGUGUCGGGGUGGCGUGCGCGGUGGUGCAUUUCAACACUAUCGUGCAUCCGUUCACGCUGGCGGAUAAUCGACAUUAUACUUUUUAUGUUUUUCGGAGGCUGAUGAAUCCGUGGUGGGUGAAGUUUGCCGUGACGCCGGUCUAUGUGCUCUGUGCUUGGGCGUGCAUGCAGGCGAUGGGGGCGAGGCCGCUGGACGUUAGUGUCUACAAAGACCCUGCAGGAAAGAAGAACGAGGACAAAUCAUCUCAGCAGUCUGAAGACCGACACAAACCGCCUACCCUCCCCGACGGAUCAAGCGGCGCAACAACCUCCUUCGUCCUCAUCUGGCUCGCGACAACCACACUGCAGCUCGUCACCGCACCGCUGGUGGAGCCGCGCUAUCUCAUCCUCCCCUGGAUAUUCUGGCGCAUCCACGUCCCGCUCCAGAACGGCUCCGCGCAGCUGGCCAGAACGGAUUUGACAUUUCGAGAGCGGCUCAAGACAGUUGAUCAUCGUCUUUUGCUUGAGACGGUGUGGUUAUUGCUCAUCAACGCCGGCACGGGGUACAUGUUCCUGUACCAGGGGUUCGAGUGGCCGCAGGAGCCGGGGAGGGUGCAGAGGUUUAUGUGGUGA